AUGGCUCUGCCCGCUCUGACCGCAAAGAGAACGCCCUUCCCCGGCUGCGAGGUCCCGCCUCUCUUCCCUUCCUACUUGUUCCUCCGCGCACACAUACAGCAGCAAGCUGAAACAUUGCUUUCCACUGCACAAAGUGUUGCAGCAGUCACACCUCUGCCGUCUACAGUCGUAAAUGACUCCAACUUCCUGGACUCGCCUUUCCGUUAUCACCUUUUCCCGACGGCCUAUGGCAUCAUCUUCAUUGUGGGGCUCUUUGCCAACAUCUACGUGCUGUUUGUGCUACGUUGCCUACGCGAAGCCAACGCCAUGGGGGAAAUCCGCAUCUACAUGACUAACUUGACUAUUGCAGAUCUUCUCUUUGUGUGCGCUCUUCCCUUCUGGAUUGGCUAUUAUAGCCGCCAAGGCACAUGGGUCUACAAAGACUUCCUGUGUCGCCUGACCGGUUCGUUUUUCUUCAUCAACACCUACUGCUCCAUCCUUUUCCUCGCCGCCAUUAGUGCCAACCGAUACUGGGCGGUCACUAAGCCUCUGGACGCUGCCUCCUCAGACCACAGGUGCCGUGGAAUCGCAGUUUCUGCUGUAAUCUGGUUCUUCACAGUUUCCUUAUCUAUUCCGUUUCUCAUCAAACCGGGCACUAACCAGGAUGGGAACAUCACUCGCUGUUUUGAGGCCUACCAGGAUGGGCCAGACUCAUCCAAAAGAAUCGUGGCUCUCACGCAUUUUUUAAUUAUCGGAAUGUUUUUUGUUGUGUUUGCGCUGGUGGUGGUGUUUAACCUCCUCAUCGCACGAUCCCUGUUCUCACAAAGCAUCCCCCUGUCGGAAUUUAAGUCCGGAACAGUUUUAUCUAGAAAGUCCAACAUGACAAUCUCUUCAUCAAGGAAGCCUACAGGAGUGAAACGGAGGGCUGUGCAGAUGCUUAUGGCGGUGGUCGGCGUCUUCGUCUUGUGCUUCCUGCCUCAUCAUUUGGUGCAAGGCUUUUGGACAUUGGCAACACUGCAGAUUCAAGAGGGAUGGGGUCACGUGGACUGGAGUGGCGAGACAGUGCAGGCUCUCAACGACAUGCACCAGGUCACCUUGUUUCUCAUGGGACUCAACUGCAUUCUGGAUCCAGUGGUGUACUGUUUUGCCACCAGGAAGUUUAGACGAUUCAUAGUAGCUCAUCUGAAGAGGAUGACAAAGGGCGAGGGCUGCUCCUACACCGUCACCUCACAGAUCUCUUUGGACAGUCGGCAGCAUAGCCAGAAACUCCCUGAUGAGCUCCCCCAGCCGACACUGUAG
This is a messenger RNA of Nerophis lumbriciformis (worm pipefish), 1278 nucleotides long. Lineage: Eukaryota; Metazoa; Chordata; Actinopteri; Syngnathiformes; Syngnathidae. The record is from RefSeq and is a predicted model, not a curated record.